UUUCUCUUAUGUGCCGUUUGAACUCGUUCGCGGGAGUUGAUCAGGAAGUGACGCUGUAGUGUGGCGUGAGCGGCGGAGUCAAUGUUGUUUGGAUUUUAAAGUGUUUUUAAUCAUUUUUGGGGUGUUUAUGAUGGAUUCUGUGUCGGCUGUCGCAGAUAAGCCGGUGAUGCAGAUCUGCAGAGCCGAGUACCGAGCGAUUGGGAGAUUCGUGGAGCAGUUGCGACCCACAAGGCAGUGCAUGAAGACGCUGCAGACUCAGUUCCCACAUCUUCCUCCGUCCACUCUUCUGAGCAUCUUCUCCCAGGAGUACCAGAAGAGGAUGAAGCGCAGCAUGGGGAGGCAUCACGCUCCUGACGUGGUCAAAGCGUAUUACCAGAGGUACCGCAGCGAAGCCAAGACUCGUCCUACGGCCCCGCUUCUGCUGGAGCUCGCCAACCAGGUGGACCUGUCUCCGGCUCUCCUGGCCCGUCUGAUCGUGGAGUGUUUUCUGGAGGAGCGCGAGGCUUCAGUCCCAGCUUCCAGACACAUCCUCAACAACAUGCUGCGCGAGCCGUACUUCAUACCAGACCUGCUGUUAGCCAAGCACGUCGAGCAGUGCACAGUAAAUGACUGCUGUUAUGGACCGCUGGUCGACUGCAUCAAACAUGCCAUCGGUCUGGAGCAUGAGGACCUGCUGCGAGACAAGCUCAGAGAGAGGAGCCUGUCGUUCUUAGAUGAAAACCAGCUCCGUGCCAAAGGCUACGACAAAACCCCUGACAUCAUUCUGGAGGUGCCCAUCGCUGUUGAUGGUCAUAUAGUGCACUGGAUUGAGAGCAAAGCUUCAUUUGGAGACGACCACAGCCAUCGCACGUACCUUAACGAGCAGUUCUGGAGCUACUGCAACAGGUUUGGUCCCGGUCUGGUCAUCUACUGGUACGGGUUCGUAUCUGAGCUGGACUGCCAGCGGGACCGAGGGAUCCUGCUGAGGGACGGAUUCCCCUCGGACAUCGUAACCCUGUGUCAGGGGCCGGCACAGAGCCGAGUCUGACCCGUCACGGGGCCGUUUGUUGGUGUGGAUGUGAAUCCGGAAGCAAUUUAGCUUUCCUGCAGCGUGAGACUCCUGGCAAACAUCUGCGGUGAACUCCGACUGAACUCCAGCGGCUCGAGAGAGAAACCCCGGCCGGCGCCUCAGAUCCUGCUGAGACAGGUGACACACGUCACCCUCAUCUGCCCUCGGAGCGCCGCACGGGCCCGGUUCACGCAGAGACAGCGAUUGUUUGUGUUUGAUAAUAAAGUGUAAUAAAGUUGCGAGUUCUUCAUA
This is a messenger RNA of Onychostoma macrolepis, 1300 nucleotides long. It is a transcript of the gene cdin1, whose product is annotated as CDAN1 interacting nuclease 1. The record is from RefSeq and is a predicted model, not a curated record. The transcript is spliced from 12 exons. NCBI's taxonomy places the organism in Eukaryota, Metazoa, Chordata, Actinopteri, Cypriniformes, Cyprinidae. Gene Ontology annotation, biological process: erythrocyte differentiation. Bases 128 to 1027 code for a protein of 299 amino acids. Gene Ontology annotation, cellular component: nucleus; cytoplasm.